CCACCCGCCUCACCCAAAUCUAAAGCAGUUAUGGGGAAUCCAAACAGCUAUAAGCAUUGUGACCUCAGUGCCUCUGUCACCAUCCAACCUUUUCAGCAUCAGAAAAUGUCAAUCAUCCAGCCAAUCCCGCACAGGGAUGCAGGGAACUUGACUUGCCUCUUGCACGUUUUGAACACAAUGAAAGUUGGGUGAAUUAUACCUACUCUUUGGCUGGAACCGGUAGUUCCAGAUACUCAGGAAGCUGAGGCAGGAGGAUGUGUUCAGCCCAGAAGUUCAGUCUAGGCAACACACUGGAGACCCUGGCUCAAAAUAAUUCAUAAAACAGCCUGAGAUGGCGCAAGCCUUUUAUCCCAUUACUCGGGAGGCAGAGACAGGCAGAUGUCUGUAAGUUCAAGGCCUUCCUGGUCAACAGAGUGAGAUCCAGGACAGGCACCAAAACUACACCGAGAAACAGGGCAGAAGUUUCAGUGGUCUGUAAGGAGGGUUUAUGUCCGGGUGAGAUGGGUUCAACCACUUACCAAGAUGAGGCCAGUUAGUAAAAACCUCCCCAAACAACCAACCAAUUAUUUACCUACAUCUCUCCGCUUUACCAAUGACCUAGAACUUGUCAGACACUCCCUUAACCACGCCCCCAGGCCGAGAACGGCUGUGUCACUUGCGACUAGGUCCCUGGACCCGAAGGAGAAGGGCGCAGGCCCGAGCCUGGCGGCGGCAGCACACCGAACACGCGGAGCGGGGCCGACGUGCAGGAGGAGGAGCUUGCGGCCAGCUCGCUGUCAUGUCGCGCCAGGCGAAGGAUGACUUCCUGCGGCACUACACAGUCUCCGACCCCAGGACCCACCCCAAGGGCUACACGGAGUACAAAGUGACGGCGCAGUUCAUCUCAAAGAAGGACCCAGAGGAUAUCAAAGAGGUGGUAGUCUGGAAGCGAUACAGUGACUUCCGUAAGCUACAUGGGGACUUGGCCUAUACUCACCGCAACCUCUUCCGCCGCCUAGAAGAGUUUCCAGCUUUCCCCCGUGCCCAGGUGUUUGGUCGAUUUGAAGCCUCUGUGAUCGAAGAAAGACGCAAGGGUGCAGAGGACUUGCUGCGCUUCACAGUACCCAUCCCUGCACUCAACAACAGCCCCCAGCUCAAGGAGUUUUUCCGGGGUGGGGAGGUAACACGGCCCUCUGAGGUAUCCAGAGACCUACGCAUCCUGCCGCCCCCUCUCAUCCCCACACCACCUCCAGAUGAGGCCCGGCUACUCCAGCCACUGCCCGCAGAAAGGAGGGGCCAGGAGGAGUUGGAUGUGCCAGCGGAUCCCCUACCAUCUAGCCCUGCCCAGGAGGCCUUGGAUCUUCUCUUCAGCUGUGACAGCACCGAGGAAGCAUCCAGCUCCCCAGCCCGAGGGCCCCUCUCUGAGGCUGAACUUGCCCUUUUCGACCCCUACUCCAAAGAGGAAAGUACAGGCCCCAGCCCCACCCACACCAGUGAGCUGGCAGCCAUGGAGGUGCAGUCCAGAAGACUGGACCAGGAGCCCUGGGAGCCAGGGGGCCAGGAGAAGGAAGAGGCAGAGGAUGGAGAGCCCGCCCCAGCCUAUCUGAGGCAGGCCACAGAGCUCAUCACUCAAGCCCUUCAGAGUGAAAACAGUGGCGCCUAUGCAGAGGCGCUCCAAGGCUACCGAGACGGGGUGCACAUCCUGCUUCAGGGAGUCUCGGGUGACCCCUCCCCUGCCCGCCGGGAAGGUGUGAAAAAGAAGGCAGCUGAGUACCUGAGGCGGGCAGAGACCCUCCAUGCGCACUUGCCUUGAGGGGUGGACCCUUCCGGGAUGUCAGCUCCUGCACUGCCAGCCUCCUCCACUCCUUUCCUUGGGACCCGGCCCUGUUUCCUGCUCUUGUAACCCCUGGGACCAUAUCUGUUAACUGGAUCAAGUAUGAGAAGAGCAAAGACUCAUCAGCUCUGACCGACCUCUCUGUUUUAUGUGAAUGGCGUGUGGCCACUAAUCUCUCUUCACCCGUCUAGAGCCAGGGUCUGCAGCCUCUACACUCGGCGGCCAGCCCUGGCCCACUGCCUUUUUUUGUAAGGCCCUCAAGCUACAAGGGUUUUUCCUUCUUUUUUUGUUGUUGUUGUUGUUGUUGUUGUUAAUGGUUGGAAGGAAAAGGAUUCUUUGACCAGUGAAAAUUUUAUAAAAUUUAAAUAUGUGUGAAUAAAAACGAGUCAGAACACA
Messenger RNA from Peromyscus leucopus (white-footed mouse), 2209 nucleotides. It is a transcript of the gene Snx15, whose product is annotated as sorting nexin 15. Gene Ontology annotation, molecular function: phosphatidylinositol binding. Bases 779 to 1792 code for a protein of 337 amino acids. The record is from RefSeq and is a predicted model, not a curated record. NCBI's taxonomy places the organism in Eukaryota, Metazoa, Chordata, Mammalia, Rodentia, Cricetidae. The transcript is spliced from 8 exons.